Macadamia integrifolia is the source of this 1237-nucleotide messenger RNA. RefSeq lists its product as uncharacterized. NCBI's taxonomy places the organism in Eukaryota, Viridiplantae, Streptophyta, Magnoliopsida, Proteales, Proteaceae. The transcript is spliced from 4 exons. Bases 189 to 884 code for a protein of 231 amino acids. The record is from RefSeq and is a predicted model, not a curated record.
CCUCCCCUGUUCACCUCGUUUCUAGAGCGUGUUCUCUCUCUAGGAAAUCCCGCUUUCGGUCCUUGAAAUUUCAUCUCUUCCUUCGACCGCCAUUUUGCUUCUACUUUUGCCUCUUUCAUGGUCUCUAGCUCUCUGUUCUCUACUCAGACUUCUCUUCUUAGCUCUUUCUUCUCUGUUCUGUAGUUAUAAUGGCGGACUUUCCCCCAAACUUAGACGAUGGAGAACUAUGGCUUCCUUCUGAUAUUUUCCCCGACGAAGUUUCCCCAAUGAUAAGCCCCAAAUUUCCUUCUGAGCUCACGUACAUGGAAGACCUCGCUCAACAGCUCGCAGCUUACGCUUUGCUUGAACGUAACCAAAACACUGCUAAACCUUUUCCAAAUUUAGUUCCAAACUUAGAGAGUAAGCAGCAGAGCCGGUACGGGACUAAUGUUGCUCCACGAUACGGGCUUGGUAUCGGCUUCGGAGGGGUUCAUGAUGUUGGUCACAGACAAAAUCAUUAUGCGCCGGUGACGGUGAAUGGUGGGUUUCGUGUUGGUUUGACACAGGUUUACAGGUAUCGUACGAUGAGUCCUUCUCAAGCUCAGCAGGUUGAGAACUUCUUGCGAGCUAGGGUUUUGCAGGGGCUCCAAAACCAAAACCAAAACCGCCUUUUGCCAUUUCAGGUAAACGGGAUGGGGACUGGUGGUUUUGGGAGAGAAUCUGGAGGGACUGGUGUCUUCCUCCCCCGUCUUGCAACUACCCUUGAUGUUAAGAAGAAGCAUCAUUGUGUGAAAAAGGGGGAGGAGGCUAAGCAGAGACAUCCCAUUAGAAAGGCUGUUGUGGAGAAGCAUGAGAGGCUUCAAUCUUCACCAGAGGUGCGCUUGCCACAAGAUUGGACCUAUUGAGGUCCAUCUGUUUGUCCAGCCAAAGCUGUGUAAAGAAAACCCCCUUGUUUUGAAGAAUAACUCCAUGCAUAUUGGAAGGAGAAGAGAAGGAUGUCUGAAUUAUCAUUUGGGUUUUGCUGGUUUUCCUGUAGUAGGGAAAGGAAGAAGGGGUUUAUAAGGUAAAGUGUAGGGAUGUAGUAUAAGUGUAAAGGGUGUGUGUGUUGUAGUGUUUGGAAGCUACGUGCAAUAAAUAAUAGUUGUGGAAGGUUGUUUUUUUGUGGAAUAUAGGGAGGUUAAUGAGUGUUGCUAUUUAUAAGUUAUGGGCUUUGUGGUUUUUAGUGUUAUUAAUGCACAGUCCCAGAUUUGACAGAUUA